CCUUAAAUUAUUGCCUUUUCAAAGCUGUUUUCUCCUUUCCCAGGGCAAGGGAUGCCAUUCUACUGGAGCAAAUUUAAUCACAUCUCCAACUCUUGUUUCCUGGCUUUCAUUUUCUCUUUUAGCAGAUUGGAACGGGUUUCAUUUCUCAUCUUUCUUCCAGGGUUAAGUUUUGCAUUUCUACUAGCAGAAAUUCUGCCUGUGAUGAGGAGCCUUUUGUCUUCUUUUUGUUACAGAAAUCAGUUUGAAAAUUGAAUCUGCUUUUAUCCUUGCUGACUUUGUUUAGGCAAUGUUUAGAAAAAUCUGCUGCAGAAUGGCUGGGCUUAUGCAUUUCUGGUGAUCAAAGAUCAGAUCAAGACAAGAAAACUGAUUUUCUUUCUUUUUUUUUUUCUUUUUUUUUUUAGACCAAUACUGUAUGGUACUCCCAGUCACUGUUUCUGUAGAAAUUACUUUUAGUUGUAAAAAUAAAUGAAACUGAUGCUAAGUGAACUGUAAAGUGAGUCUCCAUCUGUUUGUCAUCAUGCAGCAGAUUUAACAUAUUCAUCAUGUGCUUUCAUGUUUUUUAAUCUCACUACAUAAUUACCUUCUUUCUCUCACCAUCUCUUUUUUCCUUUUCCUCUCCCUCUGCUUAUCCUGCUUUGCCUAUACUAUAUUCACACACAUACGCACUGCCUUUCACUGACAUUUUUCCAUACACUUAACUUCGUGUGUUGUACAACAUAUUCCCCAUUUUUCCAGCCACUAACCUAUCCACCACUUACUCCCCAUUUCCCCAACAACAACUACUAUCCCUGGCUGUGACCCCCUCCAGACAUUCGAAUGAGGUCCAGGGGUGUUAGCUUUGCCCCAAGCCAGACUGCAGCCAGCCGAAUAGCCAGCCAAUCAGAAGACAUCCCAGCUAUCCCAAAGAGUGCUGGAAGAUCCCUUCAUUUAAGUGCUCUUGGACAACAUUCCCCCACUCAUUUACACUAAUUUAUUUACUCAUUUACUAUCAUCAUCUGUCUCACAUACAGAAGCUGAUUGCCACAAUAAGAUGAAAAUGUGAUCCAACAUGCAUCACACCAAUAGCAGUUCCUCCAUGACAGCAGAUGAGGCUUCAAGAGGUAUUGCUGUGGAAAAGUUUGACAUAAUGAAGAAGUGGGGUCUGAACACUUACAAGUGUACCAAGCAGAUGAUCUCUGAGAGGUUUGGUCGUGGCUCACGUACGGUGGACUUGGAGCUGGAGGCUCAGAUCGAUGUUCUGCGGGAAACCAGACGAAAGUAUGAGAAUGUGCUGCGUUUAGCACGAGCACUAACCAACCACUUUUACAGCAUGGUGCAGACGCAGAACGCCCUUGGGGACACUUUUGCCGACCUCAGUCAGAAGUCUCCAGAGCUUCGGGAUGAGUUUGGCUACAAUGCAGAAACACAGAAGCUGUUGUGCAAGAAUGGAGAGACUCUACUUGGUGCUAUCAACUUCUUCGUGUCCAGCAUCAACACACUGGUGAACAAGACAAUGGAAGACACACUGAUGACCAUCAAGAUGUAUGAGAAUGCCAGGCUAGAGUAUGAUGCGUACAGGGCAGAUCUAGAGGAGUUGAACAUGGGCCCGCGGGAUGCUGUUACUAUGGCUCGUAUUGAGGCUGCUCAGCAGCAGUACCAGAUCCAGAAGGACAAAUAUGAACGGCUCCGUAGUGAUGUCACCAUCAAGCUCAAGUUCCUGGAAGAAAAUAAGGUCAAAGUAAUGCACAAACAACUCCUGCUGUUCCAUAAUGCCAUCUCUGCCUACUUUGCCGGAAACCAGCAGCAGCUGGAACAAACCCUCAAGCAGUUCAACAUUAAACUCAAACCACCAGGGGCUGACAAGCCCUCUUGGCUGGAGGAACAGUGAAAGUGCCCACCCCUGAUAUUUUAGCCAGAUAGAGCAAUGCAGUAGGACCACAAGAGACUUGGGUCUAAGAUGCUAGCAGAGACGGAGGCUACAACAAAGCCUCUUUCUCACUUACUCUCUAGCUCUCCCUUAACCCAUACUUCUCUUCAAUGAUUUUCCUCCUAUUUUUGCUCUGAGACUGUUUAAGUGUCGCCUCUGGUGUGUAACCAGUCCCAAAAGCUCCAAUCAAUGUCAAAGUUUUCAGCUUCAUCCCUAUAAUCAUCAUUAAACCAACUGAAACAAUACAUCUGAUAUGGGAGUCAGACAGAUUAUUUUUUCCCAAUCUUUCACACACUCUUUACCCCUCUUUCUCAGUGACCACGUUAUGAGGAACUUUUUUUUACUCUGUUUCCCACUGAAAAUGGUUUUAUUUUACUAUUAUCUUUUUUCUGUAUUGUACUGUAUAUUUGAUCUUGUAAGUGAAGAGUUUGAGGGGGAAAAAAUGAGCAUUCCAAUCACAGAGCUCUUAGAAUUCAAUGUUGGUUGUUUAUUUUGAAAAAUUCAGAUAAAUGUCUGUCUGAUAUUGAAGAUAUUGGUAUCGCAUCCUUGAACGUUUAGUAGGCUAUCAGUGUAUUACUGAGUCUCUCAUCUCAAGUUUUUAACAUCAAAUUAAUAAUGCUGGAACAGACUGAUGCUAUGGUCAUGAAUUUUCCUUGUCACGAAUGCAUAGCUGUCUGUGCAAAGUCCCAGACAUCAUCGUCUCUUGCCCCAAAUCACACUCUCUAGUCGUUAUUCAGUCAAUUUUCAGGAGUUUGCAUUUCAGCCUUGAACACAUAAAACAUUAUUAUUUUUUCUCUAAGGGAGAAGAGUGUAGUUUUGUUUUAUUUGGACCAUUAUUGUUUAUUAUUGUAGUUUUAUGUAGUAAUGCAUAAUGCUGUAGAGUGCUCAGUUUUAUAUAACUAUUUUAAGUUAAUAAUCAGAUAUUGAUCAAGGAUAGUGUAUGUAUGAGUUCUAUUUUUGGUUGUUUUGUUUAACACAGGCCAGUGAUUAAGGCCCACCAUUAUCUGCCUCUUUAUCUACCAAAAUGUGCACUAGAGGUUGUGUACUGACUUUUGUUAUCAGCAGUGAACUAAUUACCUUCCGAUCUCCAUUCAAAAGCCACAUUUGCCCUGUGUUAUACUGUGCAUUGUGUUUAGUGCUUCUUUGUGUCUUUGUUGAAAAAAAAAAAACAAUUUCCCUCAAUGAAAUCUUUAUACACUGAUUAAUAUCACAAUUACAUUUUUUUAUUUAUUUUUUUUAUUCUGUGGUGUAGGAUGACUUAUGAAUUUGUACAUUUGUUGAGACUCAACCCUCAAAAGUGUCACUGAAAAUGUAGUACAAAAUCAGAAGGAUUUCAUAGUAACUAUUUAAAAAUCUAAACAAAAUAAUUCACAUAUUUUUUUAAUUGAAUGCAUUUGAUUAAGUGAUGAAAUAUCACAUGUAUGUAUAUUCAAAUUGGGAUAAUCAAAUGAGUAUUACUGGGUAUAUAACAUAAAAACAAUUUUCACAUAAAAUGUCAAACAUUUAUGUUCACUGCAGUAACUUGCGGCCAAAUUAUUAUGGAUUUUUAUUUUUAAAGUGGGCUCCAAAUACCCUUUGGCAUUUGUUGCUUUUGUCCUAAACAGACUUGAGAUGAUGCAGUGACUCUGGGGUUAAAGUUCAGACUGUCAGAUUCAUGUCGGUCUUGUAAAAAAAAAAAAAAAAAAGAAGAAGAAAAAAAAAGAAAAUCACAUUAUGUAAUAGACCGAAAUAAUAACUAUGACCUAAUGUUCAGAACUUUUGAACACUGCACUAAAUCUUUCUAAGUUUGAGAUGAAGCAAUACUGAAGAUGUUUCUUAAAAAGUGUAUUUUCAUGUAUGCCUGUAUUGGCUGUUCCCUUGUGUGUUUUUGCACAGCAGGUCUGAUGAUAUUACUGUAGUUGUACUUUUCCAUGCAUUGUGAUUCAGUCCUAUUGUAUUCAAUGCUUCAGUAAAACACAAAAUGGGUAGCAGUGUUUCUAUAAAAGAAGAAGGGUUUCUUUGAAUGUCAGAGGAUGCUUGAAACCAUUAGAUUUGGCUUGAAUGUCACCUGUUGAAGAGUAAGUAGUGUACUGGCAUGCUCCCUGGAAGUCUCUUCUCUUUUGCCUUCAGUUUUUUUUCUGUGAAGACGAGUUGCUUACCCUAGAAAAGGGAUCCAAGAAAAGAAAACAAUGGGACUUUUUGUCAGAAUUCUUUAUACGAAGUAUUUUGUUUUUCCAUACUGAAACUUUUGUUAAGCAGCAGAGUGGCGUGUGUGAUUAUGUUCAUGGAGAAAGCUGGAGAAAUGGAUACUCGUACACCAGAGACUGAAGCAUUCCAUGAAGUGAUUGACAUUUGUUCCAGACCUCCUCCAAAAUGAAUCCAGAUACAUUUCCCCCAUAGAUUUCUAUUACUUUAAAUGCAUCCAUAAAGAUUAUCAUUGUUAUAGUUUUGAUUACUGUUACAGAAGUGUUUGGAAUGGAAUGCUUACUCCAUCAGUGGGCUUAAUUUUAGAGCAUAGCAGAAUGAAAGGGUUAGAUUGCCAUAUUUAUAUAUACAAUCAAUAUUUUAGGCUGCUUUGUGGUAUUGUUGUAUAUGAAUGACUGUAUAUAUGUAAAGAUAAUUAAGACAGAUUUUGAAACUGGAAACCCAUGAUGCUAGCCUUUGUUCCUGGCUUUGACCAAACCUUCUGGAAUACAACACUGAUGUACAAUAACCCACAUGAUAAAACUUGAAAAGUUUGCAAAGAAA
Molecule: messenger RNA, 4633 nt
Organism: Myxocyprinus asiaticus (Chinese sucker)
Lineage: Eukaryota; Metazoa; Chordata; Actinopteri; Cypriniformes; Catostomidae
Gene: arfip2b
Product: ADP-ribosylation factor interacting protein 2b
Exons: 6
Coding region: 1049-1867 (272 amino acids)
Biological process (GO): intracellular protein transport; regulation of Arp2/3 complex-mediated actin nucleation
Cellular component (GO): trans-Golgi network membrane
Molecular function (GO): phospholipid binding; protein domain specific binding
Source: RefSeq, a predicted model, not a curated record